AUGUCCCUCACUCCCAUCUCACCCACUUCUCCGGCCACUGCAAAUCUCCCAACCGUCGAGUUAUCUUUUGAUACCUCCAAGGGAGGAGCAUGGGACGAUCGAGAGUUGAUUCGAGCUAGCGAAGCAGCGAUGAAGGAGUUUCACGCUCAUCAUCCAGGACCAGGAAGUUGGCUAGAUAAAGCUACGGCUGCAUUGGCCAAGGGUCAGAAAUUACCUGGAGCAGACGAUUAUGGCACUGCAUGGUAUUCUGCUUCUCUGCCUACUGAAACAGAAGUACAAGCAGAACCGUCGACCUCGACUCAAACCCAAGUUAAAAUGAAUGGUAAUGCGAAUGGCAAUCAAUCACAAUCGAACAAACGACGAAAGACUAAACGAACCAAUCUGUACGAUACGAAUAUGCCCAAUCCUUAUCUCCCUUCUACAUCUACAUCUACAUCUACAUCCACGGAUCCCUCGCAACCGACCAGGAGACAAUCUCCAAGCUACAAUCCCGGAUCACCAAGCUCUCGACCAAUACAAGUAAUUGAUAAUGAUAGUGAUACCGAUUCUGAAGAAGAAUACUAUGAUGAAGACGAGGAAGAAGAGGAGUAUGAUGAAGAUGCAGAAUGGGAUUUACCACCCCAACAACAACAACAGCAGCAAUAUGGGUCAGGGUAUGAUCAAUUGUUCCCUUCUCUCGGUGUUUAUCCGCCUGGUGGGAUCAAUAGGGAAGAAGCGCUAGGGUACGCGAUGACUGCUCAGUAUUGGGCGGGAUACUGGAUGGGUGUUGCGCAAUCGCAGAAUCAAGGCAAUGGACUAGGAUAUCAACCGGGUCAGAAGGAGAAGAGAAGUAAAAGGAGAAAGCGAGUGAAUUUCGACAUAGGUGAUGAAAACGAAGAGGAUAUCACUAUUGAUGCUGUCAAAUCCAAUCAAAUGAAUGGGAACGGCAAUGUUCAACCGAGUAAUUUGAAAGUGACCAAGAAGCGGUUCGAUCCUGUUAUCAAUGGGUUAAGGAGGUAG
This is a messenger RNA of Kwoniella mangroviensis CBS 8507, 999 nucleotides long. RefSeq lists its product as uncharacterized. NCBI's taxonomy places the organism in Eukaryota, Fungi, Basidiomycota, Tremellomycetes, Tremellales, Cryptococcaceae. Bases 1 to 999 code for a protein of 332 amino acids. The transcript has 3 exons. The record is from RefSeq and is a predicted model, not a curated record.